Molecule: messenger RNA, 2030 nt
Organism: Prosopis cineraria
Lineage: Eukaryota; Viridiplantae; Streptophyta; Magnoliopsida; Fabales; Fabaceae
Product: WRKY transcription factor 6-like
Exons: 6
Coding region: 437-1735 (432 amino acids)
Biological process (GO): regulation of DNA-templated transcription
Molecular function (GO): DNA-binding transcription factor activity; sequence-specific DNA binding
Source: RefSeq, a predicted model, not a curated record
GACUUCUCACUUCAUUCAUCUGUCUCUCUCCUUCUUCUCCUUCCUCUCUCAUGGACCAAGGAUGGGGUCUUGCUCUUGAUUCUGCUCCAGCCGCCGCCAUGCUUCCCUCCUUCGGCUUCCCCGUCAAUCUCACCCGCCCUUCCGCCUCCGACUCCGAUCACCCCAACCGCCUCCCCCCGCGCGGAGAGCUUGACUUCUUUCCGAUCGCAGCAACCCUCCCCCUUCCGAUUACCCCCCUCGCCCUCUUAAACCCGUCAAAAAGGAGAAUCCUCCCCCCGAAUCUCCCCGCUUGAAUGUCAAUACUGGCUUGCAACUCCUCACUGCUCAUACUGGGAGCGAUCAGUCUACGGUUGACGACGGAGUCUCGUCCGAUGCUGAAAUUAAGCGAGCCAAGAGUUCAACUGAGUUGGCACAACUUCAAGAGGAGCUUCAUCGUAUGAACGCGGAGAACCUGAAGCUGAAGGACAUGUUGAGCCACGUGAGCAGUAAUUACGCGGCCCUGCAAAUGCAUCUCGUCGCAUUAACGCAGCAGCAGCAGAUUCAACGCACCCAGAGCACAGGACAUGAGGUUGUUCAGUCCAAAGCCGAUGACCAGCGAGAAGUUGUACCGAUGCCGCUUCUGGAUUUGGGAACUAGUGGAACAGCUGAAGUAGAAAACGAGUUAUCCAAUUCCACUUCUGAUGAAAGAACACGAUCCAGCACUCCUCUUAACAACAAUGGUAAAAACGAAAGGGAAGAGAGUCCGGAUUCAGACGUUCAACCCCAAGGUUGGGGUAGUGGUCCAAAUAACAAGCUUCAGAAGUUGAACCCCUCCCCACACUCCACCGAUCCAUCUACCAGUACCACCGCAGAAGCCACCAUGAGAAAAGCUCGCGUCUCAGUUCGUGCCAGAUCAGAAGCACCCAUGAUCAGUGACGGGUGUCAAUGGCGAAAAUACGGACAGAAAAUGGCAAAGGGGAACCCUUGUCCUCGUGCUUACUAUAGAUGCACCAUGGCGGUUGGUUGCCCAGUUCGCAAACAAGUACAACGUUGCGCGGAGGACAGGACGAUUUUGAUUACUACCUACGAAGGAAGCCAUAACCAUCCGCUGCCACCGGCGGCGAUGGCAAUGGCUUCGACGACGACGGCAGCUGCUAGCAUGUUGUUGUCGGGUUCGACGUCGAGUGCCGACGGAAUAAUGAACCCGAAUUUGCUGUCCAGAGCUAUACUUCCUUGUUCGUCUACCAUGGCCACGCUUUCGGCCUCAGCACCGUUUCCCACUAUUACGUUGGACCUCACUCACAAUUCAAACACUAACAUUAACGACCCUAUGCAUUUCCAGAGACCUCCGUUUCAGGUACCCAAUUUCCACGGGCAGCCUCAAGUUCAACCAACCCCAUCGGGUCAGCAUCACUUGGCUCAGGCUUUUUCCCAAACACUUUACAACCAAUCCAAGUUCUCUGGCCUUCACUUGUCUCAGGAUAUGGGAUCGUCGUCUUCUUCCUCUACCCAAUUAGCCCGCCAACCUCCCAGGCCGGCGCAGCCGGGCCAACCACCGCAGCCGUCGUUGGCAGACACUGUCAGCGCCGCCACCGCGGCCAUCACUGCCGACCCGAAUUUCACUGCUGUGCUCGCGGCCGCCAUCUCCUCCAUCAUUAAUGGCGGCGGUGUUCCCUCUAGCAAUGACAAUAAUAGGAGCGGCAAUCCCAACAUCACUAACGGUACCACAAUCAGCAGUUUCUCGGGGAAUCAAUAAAGCUUAGGUUUUUUGUUCUUCGUAAAUUUGUUUCUUCUUUCAUACUUUUGGGGAGAGGGCGAACGAGAUGUGAAAUGUUCAUACUUUUUUCUUCAAUUGUUUUGCGUGUCCAGUAUGGGAGGAAAGUUUAGAACAGGGAAGUUUAAUUCUUUUUUUUUUUUUGUUAUUUCAUCUUUGAAUAACUUGGUAUCGUAAUUCUAUGAGUAAAUAGACAGGAAGAAAAGAACAUACAUAGCAUCCGUGUAUCUUUGCAUCUUCUACUUCUACCUUGAAUUUUACAAUUUUUUAAUAUCAA